Botrytis deweyae is the source of this 2547-nucleotide messenger RNA. RefSeq lists its product as uncharacterized. The record is from RefSeq and is a predicted model, not a curated record. NCBI's taxonomy places the organism in Eukaryota, Fungi, Ascomycota, Leotiomycetes, Helotiales, Sclerotiniaceae. The transcript is spliced from 2 exons. The coding region runs from base 1 to 2547 and encodes 848 amino acids.
AUGCAUGCUAGUUCGGGAUCUGAUCACUCGAUUACCAUUGAAGACGACACUCCCAUCUCAAACGGCGAGAAGAGGAAUAGUCAAGAACAACCUAUCACAAACAUCGGAAUGUCAAGAUAUUACGUCUUCAACAACAUCUAUCUACCCGAAAAUCUGAACAUUAGAGACAAUAAACCUUCCCACAAAUAUCAUGAGGGGCAAGCACAGAACAAAAUUAGCUUCGAAAGAAUAUAUACGCAUCCCCAUGAGAAUUUCUCUCGUUAUCUAUACCACCCUUCCCCAGAUACCAAGAACCACCAAGCAGAACGUUUGAACGAUAAAUACGACCAAUUUACGGAGUUUCAUUUUCCAAAGGAUCCUCACGCACCUUUCAUAUAUGAUACUAGGGGUUAUCGCGGAUACAAGACUCAAAUGUUUUCUGAGUUUGCAGCAGUACCAAGAACAAGUCAUAAGAAUGGGAAAGCUGUGUCUACAUCUUUUACACCAAUUCCCAAGCUUCUACCUGGUUUGAAGCACGGGCGAAAUAAAAACAUAGAUAAAGGCACCGCAGUACAUAGUGGUCCAGUCACCGAGGUCAAACGUCCCUCUGUUCUUGAGUCCAACAAUUGGAAUGCAACUCAAAAGAAUACUGCUACCACUCAGAGCAAUAAAGGGAUCGAUGUUAGACAUGCCCGCGUCUUGCAAUGUGAUCGUGCUACCACUAAGGUGAUGAUGACUAUGACCCACAGUGGUGGUCUUACCAAGCAAGAUGAAAAUAAAGCUCGACGUACCAAACCACCUGAUUUGGCAUGUACCACAUCUCUUACUCGUGAUUUGCCUAAUACAUGUAGGUAUGUCAAUGUUAAGCAAGAGGAAGACAGCAUGACACCUGUUCGUCAUUCCGUUUAUAAUGAAUCCAAAGUCAAACACUCAACUUCUCAAAUACGUCCGUUUACCGAUAGCGAGUCGAUUAAUUACAGGACCAAGUCUUUUAUUGACCUUACGGGCCCCCUUGAAUCUGAUUCUUCGUCAAAUCAUCGAAGUCAGCAGCAAUACACAAGCGAUCCUGAAUCAUUGAAACCAGUAUCCACUGGCAAGUGCCAAAAGAGAGAGCCUAUUAUAGACCUAACAUUGGAUUCUCCUAUUAGGAAAAAACCAUUCAAGAGGCUUCAGAUCACUAAUAGUCACCAAGUUAGCUCAGCUCAAAGCCAUUAUAGCAAUACUGCAACUUACGGAUCUCAUAAUCAAAAUACCCUUUCUUCGGAAUUGAAACUUUGGAUGAGUGUCAAUCCGGUCAAGCACAUUGUUGUUUGUUCCAAAGAUUCACCAGAUACUUCAGAUAGAAUAUACGACAUGAGCAAUACAGCUGCGUCGGUAUCAGACGAUAUCAUGGCUUUGCUCAACAUCAAGGUCAAUGAUACCAACAUCCACUCCGUACAUCUCAAAGAUCAUGAAAUCAAUUCACCAAUUCCAUCCCUAGGCAACACUAGCAAAAUGCACGGUUACUCUUCUAAAAGUGCAUUGGCGUUUGUCUCUACCAUUAGAUCUGCGGCAAUUGGUGAUACUAUACUCCUGGUGUCAUUGGGUAACCAUGGUAUCUCCAACUCACCUCGCGCAUGGGUAGAUUUGAGAGAAAAUUACCCAGCAUACAAGUUCUUGAUUGCUAUAGAAGAACGUCGAAAUCUCAAUAUACAUCGAGAUCCCUUGUGGUAUAUUACAAAAAAACGAAGGUAUCUGAUUUUUCCCUUACAUCAGCUUGUGCGCGUGUGUCUGGGGUUGGAAAGUCCAUGUGACGAAGCAAAGUUAUAUUCGAAAUACUUGACACUGUCGAAUGAUGCACGAAAAGCCCCAGCCAAAUCAGAGACAAGAAUUGAAAAUGGGGGUGAUUUCGGCCAACACACUCGGGCUUUGUUAUCACGCUGGGCAUGUCCCAUUGAAGGCUGCGAGAUGACUUGGUACAGAAGCCUAGCUGGAGACCAAGCAUGGCAAAACCAUUGUAUGAUGGAACACGACGGGUUCCGCAAACUUGUCUGCCCUCUGGCUGCCUGCAGAUCCAGUGCAUUCCGUGAUUACAAGGGGGUUGUUGAGCAUAUAGAAAAUGUACACAUCGCAGCAUUGGGUUUGGGAGACCAUUUUCGUAGCUCGCACGAUCGUGACAGAACUCUAUCCGACUUUCGAUGUACUGAGGAUAUUAGUAGAUGUGGUAAUUCACGUUGCAGCUAUACAAACCAGCUUGCUCUGGAUAUUCAUAUGGAAUUUUUUCAUCCAUAUUCAGCUUGGAAACAUCGUUUAAAUGAUUUCCCGAGCCUAGCAGAACAGUUACAAAGCAGGUGGUCAACAGAAGAUCUUGAACCAAAUGAUGGGCUCACUCUGAGUGAAGUUUUUCAAUGUAUGGAUGCGACGGUAGGUAGUCAAGGUACGGUUAUAGUGGGACAAAACGGAACGGAUCAAGACACACACCAUGACAUGGAAUUCCUCAAGAAAUCUUGGCCUUUCAUGGCAGAUUUUCUACGAGCAACACAGGAGCCUCUCCGAGAAGGAUAUCAAAUGAUUUUGCGCAAGAUUUAA